AGUUAUUAAUUCGCAAUGAGUAUAAGCAGACGUUAGAAACGGCAUAAAUAAUAUUUAUUUUAAAGAUUUGCACCGAUUGUUUAAUUAAAUACUUGCAGUAUGAAACGCUAUUAUCUUAUAUAUUACUUACUGAUACAAAUUAUGGCGCUGGCAGUAAAUGCUGAGAGCUACUAUUCAAUAAAUGCACCGGGUGUGAUAAAAUCUAAUCGUAAAUAUUCGGUUUUUGCUGCUCUCCAUGAGGCCAGUGGGCCAUCUUCACUACGUAUAACAAUUGAGGGGCCCAGUUAUAAAGAAUUCAAAGAUGUUGAUCUACAACCAUAUGAAUCGAAACUAAUACAUUUUUUGCCGAAAAAACUAUUACCUGGAAAUUACAAAUUAAUAACCGAGGGUUUAUCUGGAUUGAUUUUUAAAAACGAAAGUCGUUUAAACGCUUAUCCAGAGUAUGGUCCAAAAGUUUACAUACAGACUGAUAAGGCCAUCUAUAAACCUCAGGAUUUGGUUAAAUUUCGUGUUGUAAUAUUGGAUGAACAUACGAGACCAUUAAAUACUGAAGAACCUAUAGAUGUGGAAAUUUUAGAUAAAGAUACAAAUCGUGUUAAACUUUUUAAUAAUAUAUCUCUUACAAAAGGCGUUUACACUGGACAAUUUCAAUUGUCCAAAUAUCCCGUAUUAGGAAGAUGGAAAAUUAAAGCUGUUUUAGGCGGAAGCUAUGCCUAUUCGCAUGAAAAAAACAUUAAGAUACUUGACUAUACUUUACCAAAAUUCAGUAUAUAUAUAAAAACUCCUUCAUAUAUUGUUCUGGAGGAUGGCUACGUUAAGGUUGUGAUAUUUGGAAAAUAUACAUUUGGUAAACAUGUUGAAGGCAAUGCCACUAUUGAAUUAUGGAAUGAUUAUACUGGAGAUCUCCUUCAAACCCAACAUGUUGAUAUAGAAAGUUUAGGUUUCGUCGAAUUUAAUUUUAAGAACAAAGUGAGCAUUGAAAAAGCUUACAGUGUAACGGUCAAAGCAAAGCUAACCGAUAAGUAUACGAACAGAACAGUAGAAGAACACCAAAGAAUAGAAUUAAAAAGGCAACGUUAUAAUUUGGUGAUUCCAUACGAUCAAAUAGAAUUCGAAAAUAAUAAACCAUAUCGUCUAAAUGUUUAUGUGAAACACUGGACUGGAGCUGCUGUUUUAGAUCACAAAACCCCUGUUACCAUGGAACAUGGCAGUAAAAUAUAUGAAUCGUUUUUGGAUGAAAAUGGUGUAGCAGCAUUCGAAUUUGAACACGAACCAAAUUCAAAACAUAAUUUUAAAUUUAAAGAUUCCAAAGGAAUGUUAGCUAAUAUUUACACAAGCAAUAAUUUAAUGUUGAACAAUAGAGAAUUUUAUUGUCGACUCAAAUUGCUAGAUAAAAAACUAAAAUUCGGAAAACCCGUUCAAAUUGAAGUCAGUUCGAUUGUCAACAUUCCUUACUUGAUGUACACGUUAAUGGGCCAUGCUAGUCUUAUACAUACGGAGCAUAUUAAAGUUCCGCCAAAUCAAAAAUCUCAUACUAUAACCAUAACACCCUCAAUUGAAAUGAUACCCAGGUCCUAUAUUUAUGUCUAUUAUAUUCACAAGGGAAAUUUACGUUAUGAGGAAAUGAUUUUAAGUUUUCCACAUGAAUUCGAAAAUCAGAUCUCUAUGUCGGCACCCAAACAAGUAAAACCUGGUGAAGAGGUCACUAUUGCUUUGAAAGCUCAACCUCAGUCUUACGUCAGUAUAUUAGCUGUGGAUUUGGGUGUAUAUUUAUUAGAUAGUUCAUAUGAUUUAAAUGGACAAGAGAUUAUGUCUGACUUAUAUGAGGAAACGUCAUAUUCUCCCAUAGCGGCAACUGUAUAUCCCGGCCUAACAUCUGGUUUGUUAACCUUAACCAAUGCUCAUUAUCGAUUCGAAUAUGUACCAGGUUCUAACCACGCUUAUCCAGCUUUUGUAGAUCGACCUCGUUUUCGUCAAAAAUUCCCAGAAACUUGGAUAUUUGACAACUAUAGAAUCAAUGAAACUGACACCAAAUUAACACUUCGUCUACCAGACACCAUAACCACCUGGCGUAUAACGGCAUUUUCAAAUCACGAUAUAACUGGUUUUGGCAUUGCGAAUGGACCCACAGAUAUCACUACCAUACAAGCAUUCUACAUAUCAUUAAAUCUGCCAAAUUCAGUGAAACGUGGAGAAAUUUUGAUUAUACCCGUAACGAUAUUCAAUUAUUCCAACCAGACACUAGAUACAGAAGUAGUUUUCUAUAAUAAUGAUGGGGAGUUCGAUUUUAUGGAAUCAUCAAUAGAAGGAGUAAAGAAAUCAACUGAUGAUCAACAACAAAAUAAACGUAUUACAGUACCAGCGGAAAAAGCAAAGACAUUGAAAUUUCAUAUAUAUCCAGUAAAAACGGGUGAAAUAAGUUUAAAAGUUUCUGCUUCCAGUUCCACGUAUUCGGAUGCUGUUUUACAGAAACUUAAGGUUGAACCAGAAGGUGUGCCCAAAGAACAAAAUCAAGCUUUAUAUUUAAGUAUUCCGGCAGGAGAGCAAAUAUCAUCAUCAUUUAGUAUCCAAGAGCCCGUAGAUAGUGUACCCGAUUCUGACUUUUUAACAUUUUCUGUAGGUGGUCAUUAUUUAGUACCAACAGUGGAUAAUUUCAAUGAUCUAAUACAAAUGCCUACCGGUUGUGGUGACCAAAAUAUGGUGAACUUUGCACCCGGAGUCUUAAUUUUGCAAUAUCUUAAAGCAAAUGGCAAGUUUUCUAAAGAGAAAGGUUUGGUUGAAAGUCUGCGUUCAUCAAUUGAAGUUGCUUACCAGCAACAAUUGUCGUUUCGUCAUGGAAAUGGUGGUUACAGUGUUUUUGGCAUGGGAACCGAUGAGGAGCCCAGUACUUGGCUUACCGCCUAUGUGGUUCGUUAUUUUAUUAAAGCUGCUCCAUUUAUAUCAAUUGAAACAAAAAUAAUUGAAUCUGCUUUGGAGUAUUUGUCCAGUCAGCAAAAAUCCAAUGGGGAAUUUCCUUAUACGGGUUAUUUGUUAAAUCCAAAACAUAAAAAUGCAUAUGGACUUACAGCUUUCAUACUUUUGGCGUUUUUGGAAAAUGAAAAAUACUCCAAACAAUAUCAAGAUACUAUACAAAAUGGAGUAGAAUUUCUAAAUUCAGAUUUUAACAAUACUAAUGACAUUUAUGUAUUGUCAUUGAUAGCAACUGCUAUUAAACGAGCUAAGGACCUCAAAGCCACGCCAUUAAUAAACAAACUAAAUCUGCUUUGUAAGGAACUUAAUGGUCUCAAGUGGUGGUCGGCAAAUGAUGAAAAUCUGGCCAAUGAUAUUGAAAUUACAGCAUACUCUGCAAUAGCACUACUUGAAACCCCCGGAGAUCACACUUCCAUCCUAAGGUGGCUAAUAGAACAACGAAAUGCUAAAGGAGGCUUUAUAUCUUCCUAUGAUACUGUGGUUGGCAUGGAAGCUUUAGUGAAAUUUUCGGAAAUAUAUAAAGACCUUAAUAAUACGAGUUUAAAAAUUUCCUAUAGUGCAAAAGAUUUGCAAGGUAUUGAACUUGCAAAUGAUGAAUUUCAUGUACAUUCUAAAAAUAUUUUAGAUUUUCAAAAACUUGAGUUACCAAAAACAACACGCCACAUUACUUUCGAUAUUAAGGGCACUGGCACAUCUUUGGUACAACUCAAUCAACAAUACAACAUUGUUGAUGAGCAGGAAUUUCGUCACUUUAAUAUUGAACCCAAGACAAUGUUUAAGAAUGAUGGAGAAAUUAAUUUGGAAAUUUGUUUCAUGUACCAAGACGAUUCGAAUAUGACCAAUGAAGCCACUAAUAUGAUAAUAAUGGAAGCAAAUUUACCUUCUGGCUUUAAAUCUGAACCGGUAGAAAGUAUGUUGCUGAAAGAGAAUAAACUUAUACACAUAAUUGAGUCUAAAAACUCUGAAUCUACGAUAAUUUUAUAUUUGGAUAAAUUGGAGUCAAACAAAAAACAUUGCAUUGAAAUUUCGGCUGAUAAGACGAGUGAAAUAUUAAAGCCGAAACCGGCAGCUAUUAUAAUGUACGAUUAUUACAACUUGAGUCGUUCGAAUACAAAAUUUUAUAGUUUAUAAAAGAUUUAGUUUUAAUUAAUUUUGUUAGUGAUGGUCAUUUAGUUUUCUCAAUUCUUCGAAUUUUGCGUCCAAUAUCAUUGCUAUUA
This is a messenger RNA of Lucilia sericata (common green bottle fly), 4187 nucleotides long. RefSeq names its product CD109 antigen-like. Gene Ontology annotation, molecular function: endopeptidase inhibitor activity. The record is from RefSeq and is a predicted model, not a curated record. The transcript is spliced from 9 exons. Lineage: Eukaryota; Metazoa; Arthropoda; Insecta; Diptera; Calliphoridae. Gene Ontology annotation, cellular component: extracellular region. Bases 100 to 4101 code for a protein of 1333 amino acids.